Molecule: messenger RNA, 9216 nt
Organism: Sapajus apella (tufted capuchin)
Lineage: Eukaryota; Metazoa; Chordata; Mammalia; Primates; Cebidae
Gene: GAB1
Product: GRB2 associated binding protein 1
Exons: 12
Coding region: 2267-4213 (648 amino acids)
Source: RefSeq, a predicted model, not a curated record
CUCAGUUUCUUUAGCUGUGAAAUGGUGGAGGGAAGAGCUGUAGAUGUGCAGCCGAAGCUCUGUUGCAGUUUAGCAUUCCUCUUCUCAGACAUUUCCUUGGGUGGAAGGGACAGAUGGGGAGCUCGUCAAUAAGCUGCAACGUAAAUUUUUGGGGGACAUAAAUCAUCCUUUUGGGGAAAUAAAUCUUUGUUAUUUAUCUUAAAUAGUUUAGUGACUGCUUAAGGAGUAUUCUUUGAGGACUCUUGGUUCUUAACUGAAGGCAGACCUGUGUGCAGGGCCUUUGGCUGCCGUGCUCCUGUGCUGGGUGCUGUCUUGAGCCCCUGUGCAAUGCCUGGCUCAGAAUAGGAGCUCAACAGAUGCCUGCUGUCUGAAUAAUAAACAGGUAUCUCAGGAGCUUUUGUUAUGUGCCGUGUGUGGAAUGCCAGGAAGGAAAGACCCACUCCCUGCCCUUAAGGAGUUUCUAAUCUGUUUGUGAAGACAGGCUGUCAAUCAUUUUAUAGGAAAUAUGUUAUAUAGACAUAUAUGAUUAGUUGCCAAAUGAAGAAUGAAGGACUAUUACCUAAGAGUUUAGAGUGAGAACAGGGGGUGGAGGGUUGUGAGAUGCCAGGGAAGUCUCCACAAAUGAAUUUUACACUUUGUUCUUGGAAGAGCUGAGGUCCUGCCGGCAGCAACAACAAAAUCAUAAAGGAAGGCUGGUUUUAAAGAAAGAACAAAGAUUUGUGUUGAUUUUAGAUAUCCUUGUGAAAAAAACGCCUUCCCAAUACCCCAGUUUCAUGUAUGAAGUUUGGCUGUCAGCUGUAUCUUCUUGUUUGAGAAGCUUUUGUUUCUGCUAGGGCCUAAUGUUCCUCAUGGGCUCCUGAGCACAAGUGAAUUUUCUGCGUCAAACUAGAAAGGAACAAAACAACUUGUUUGGUCACCUGAACUUAUUAAAAUUCCAAGGGACAUGAGUUAAGAUUUCUUUAUGUCUGUUUUAAGCUAAGUAAUUCAUUUUGGCAAGCAGUUAGUCCACAACAGAGAGGGAGCAUGUUCUGGUGGUAGGGAGAAUAAAAGAGCCUUUGAUUCAUUUGCUUCUGAGUUCCAGCAGCAGGGCCAGGGCUGCCUUGGGCUAGCGUCUUAUUUUGGACUUUGGAAGCCAUCUUAGCCCAGCUGUGUGAGUGCCAGCUCGUGUUGAGGGGGAGAGAAUAACAGCAGUGGAUCACAUGAAACCCCUUCUGACUGUGGAUGGAGGGGUUUCUCUCAUUUCACAUUCCUUGCAUUAACAUGGUGCCUAAUUUCCACCAAGUUAGAGCUCCAUCUGAAUUUGUUAUUUGAACUUGGAUUGAAGUCACAAUCUCUCUGUGACUCCUUUUAUCUCACUCUGCCAACUAAUACAGAAAACUUAACAAGUCACGGGUCUCUUUAUUCUUCCCCUUGGGGUCUAGCACACAUAAAAUUAACAUUCUUUCUUCUUUAUAUUGGCAAAAAGUGGCCCAUUGUACUGUGGAUUUCCAUAUUUAUUAAAUAACUGGGCUCUUCUGUUGCCAGUGAGAUGGCUAUAGGAGACUCAAUAAAUUGUAGAUGGCAAUUUAGGCCUGUAGCAUUGCUGGGGGAACUCAUUUUUAGAAACUGGAAGUUUUUGCUCAUUCUAGGCUUAUAUGUGUGAGCAUCUUAAAUAAUACAAGAAUGCCCUAACUGGAAAAAAGAAUCAUUUCUAUUUUAAGCAAUUCACUUAUUCAUAGGAGCAAAGUUCUUCCUAGUUUAAAAGUUCUCAUUACUGAAUAAAGUACACUAUAACCUAAGAGCUUUUGACCUUCUCCCAGCCUGUUUUUAAAAAGAAUUAAGACUAUGCACUGUAAUGCAUGUUUGGUUGUUAUCUCUGUUACAUUAGCUCUUGAAGCAUUCUGAUUACAACUUGUAGCUGCCAAGCCCUGUCCUGCAGUAUUAUCUGGAACAAAAAUUUUCCAUGUGGUUGUUUUUAGCAGAGCUGCUAUAUGCAAACUGCACGUGAAGGAUAUAAGUUAAAAGGAGUAGAGCUUCUAGAAGGAGAAAUGCAUGGAAGCGGAGAUGGUUCGUGUUACGCAGUGGCCGUUUAACUGGAGAUCCAGAUGUUUUGGAAUAUUACAAAAAUGAUCAUGCCAAGAAGCCGAUUCGUAUUAUUGAUUUAAAUUUAUGUCAACAAGUAGAUGCUGGAUUGACAUUUAACAAAAAAGAGUUUGAAAAUAGCUACAUUUUUGAUAUCAACACUAUUGACCGGAUUUUCUACUUGGUAGCAGACAGCGAGGAGGAGAUGAAUAAGUGGGUUCGUUGUAUUUGUGACAUCUGUGGGUUUAAUCCUACAGAAGAGGAUCCUGUGAAGCCACCUGGCAGCUCCUUACAAGCACCAGCUGAUUUACCUUUAGCUAUAAAUACAGCACCACCAUCCACCCAGGCGGAUUCAUCCUCUGCUACUCUACCUCCUCCGUAUCAGCUAAUCAACGUUCCACCACACCUGGAAACUCUUGGCAUUCAGGAGGAUCCUCAAGACUACCUGUUGCUCAUCAACUGUCAAAGCAAAAAGCCCGAACCCACCAGCCAAGGGUCAUCUUUUGUUUCUGAAGAAGGAGAGGAAUACCUACUACUAGAAGAUUUUGAAAGCAAAACGAUUCCAUUGCAAACACACACUGAUUCUGCAAAAUCCACCUCUUCUGAAACAGACUGCAAUGAUAACGUCCCUUCUCAUAAAAAUCCUGCUUCCUCCCAGAGCAAACAUGGAAUGAAUGGCUUCUUUCAGCAGCAAAUGAUAUACGACUCUCCACCUUCACGUGCUACAUCUGCUUCUGUAGACUCCAGCCUUUAUAACCUGCCCAGGAGUUAUUCCCAUGAUGUUUUACCAAAGGUGUCUCCAUCAAGUACUGAAGCAGAUGGAGAACUUUAUGUUUUUAAUACCCCCUCUGGGACAUCGAGUUUAGAGACUCAAAUGAGGCAUGUAUCUAUUAGUUAUGACAUUCCUCCAACACCUGGUAAUACUUACCAGAUUCCACGAACAUUUCCAGAAGGAACCUUGGGACAGACAUCAAAGCUAGACACUAUUCCAGAUAUUCCUCCACCUCGGCCACCGAAACCACAUCCAGCUCAUGACCGAUCUCCUGUGGAAACGUGUAGCAUCCCACGUACGGCCUCAGACACUGACAGUAGUUACUGUAUCCCUACAGCAGGGAUGCCGCCAUCACGUAGUAAUACCAUUUCCACUGUGGAUUUAAACAAAUUGCGAAAAGAUGCUAGUUCUCAAGACUGCUAUGAUAUUCCACGAACAUUUCCAAGUGAUAGAUCUAGUUCACUUGAAGGCUUCCAUAACCACUUUAAAGUCAAAAAUGUGUUGACAGUGGGAAGUGUUUCAAGUGAAGAACUGGAUGAAAAUUACGUCCCAAUGAAUCCCAACUCACCACCACGACAACAUUCCAGCAGUUUUACAGAACCAAUUCAGGAAGCAAAUUAUGUGCCAAUGACUCCAGGAACAUUUGAUUUUUCCUCAUUUGGAAUGCAAGUUCCUCCUCCUGCUCAUAUGGGCUUUAGAUCAAGCCCAAAAACUCCUCCCAGAAGGCCAGUUCCUGUUGCAGACUGUGAACCACCCCCGGUGGAUAGGAACCUCAAGCCAGACAGAAAAGGUCAAAGUCCUAAAAUUUUAAGACUCAAACCCCAUGGUUUAGAGCGAACUGAUUCACAAACCAUAGGUGACUUUGCUACGAGAAGAAAGGCCAAGCCAGCACCUUUAGAAAUAAAACCUUUGCCAGAAUGGGAAGAAUUACAAGCCCCAGUUAGAUCUCCCAUCACUAGGAGUUUUGCUCGAGACUCUUCUAGGUUUCCCAUGUCCCCCCGACCGGAUUCAGUGCAUAGCACCACUUCAAGCAGUGACUCACAUGACAGUGAAGAGAAUUAUGUUCCCAUGAACCCAAACCUGUCCAGUGAAGACCCAAAUCUCUUUGGCAGUAACAGUCUUGAUGGAGGAAGCAGCCCUAUGAUCAAGCCUAAAGGAGACAAACAGGUGGAAUACCUAGAUCUCGACUUAGAUUCUGGGAAAUCCACACCACCACGUAAGCAAAAGACCAGUGGCUCAGGCAGCAGUGUAGCAGAUGAGAGGGUGGAUUAUGUCGUUGUUGACCAACAGAAGACCUUGGCUCUCAAGAGUACCCGGGAAGCCUGGACAGAUGGGAGACAGUCCACAGAAUCAGAAACGCCAACGAAGAGUGUGAAAUGAAAAUACUGCCUUGCCAUUUCUGAACAAAAGAGAACUGAAUUUAAAGAUAAAUCCCUUUUGAAGAAUGACUUGACACUUCUACUCUAGGUAGAUUCUCAAAUGAGUAGAGUUGAAGUCAAAGGACCUUUCUGACAUAAUCAAGCAAUUUAGACUUAAGUGGUGCUUUGUGGUAUCUGAACAAUUCAUAACAUGUAAAUAAUGUGGGAAAAUAGUAUUGUUUAGCUCCCAGAGAAACAUUUGUUCCAUAGUUAACACACUCAUAGUAUUACUGUAUUCAUGCACUUUUUCAUCUAAAACAUUGUUUGGGGUAUUCCCAAUGUAUCUUAACAUAAUUCCAUUGAGAAUCCUUGUUUAUUGUCACACUACUUUAUAUAACAAUACUAAGUUAACUAAGCUACUUUUAGAUUUGGAAAUUGCUGUUUAAACUGCAGUCUAGCAACAUUAAAAUGAGAGGUAGAUUCACAAGUUAGCCUUCAACCUGCAGCUUCAGGUGAUAACCAUUAGCUUAUACUUGGACUCAUCAUUUGUUGCCUUCCAAAAUGCUGAGGAUAAUGUAUGUACCGGUGUCAGGACCUAGUUCUCUGGUUAUUGUACAUUUAGUUUUUAAUGGUGGAACUUUGUUAUAUUUUGUGAAUUACAGCGUUGUUGAUUCAUCGAGUGAAGAUUCUGCCGGGUAGGAUCUUGCACCUUUGAAAGACUUAAUAAUUACACUAUCAAGUAAGCCUGCAAAUCAUUGAUGGCAUGCAGUGAUGAUGUGCUCUUACACUUGUUAACAUGUAUUAAGUGUUAUUUGCAAAAGGUAGAUUAUAUAACUAAUCAGGUACGUACCAGGCAGUGAUAUGCUAAUACACUGAUCAGGUUUAGACAAUGAGCUUUGGUUGUGUUCUUGUUAGUCCUAAUAUUGGUUUUCAGUUUGGAAUUAAUAAAGCAGUUGACAUUCACUGUUAGUUAUAGCAACAUACUGUGAUUUUUAAUUAGACAGUAAUUUAGAUUUGUUACUCUAUGAAAUUCUAUCUUUUGACACCAUAGUGCCCUUUCUAUGAUUUUUUUACUUAAUAUUCUUCUUGGCCUUAUAUUUAAAUCCCUAUGCAAUUAAUAUCUUAUAUCUGCAUUUUUUUAAAAAAAAAUAGAUGUUAUAUAAGUGAUUCUCAUAUGUAGUACCUGUUGCUUUUCCACUAAAAGAAUUAAGGAUUUUGUACUGUGAUUUAUAUUCACUGACCCAAUUCAAGAAAUAUUGGAGCCUUGCUAUAAUGUGAAAUUUUAUAGUCAUGGACUCCUUCCAACUAGAUUUCUGAAACCACCAGAAGGAUGGUAUAAUUCUGUCUCACCUAUGACGUGGUCCUGUGACAUAGAUAUUAAGACCACAAGUUACAGUGAGGCUACAGUUAUAUUCUUCUGUCUUGGCUUUGCAACGUAAUUUAGAAAACAGGUAUAGUUGUUUGUCUUUUCACCAAGUUACAUACAAUCUCGUACUGAUUUGAAACUUGUAACAAUAUUUGGAGGGGGCAUAGAGAAAGGAGAGUCCACAUGUGAGGCAUGACUCCCUCCAUUCAGACCUUUAACUGUUGCCUAAAUACAUAGAUGUGCCCUGAUUUCUCACCCAUUGGCCAUAGUACUGUGCCUAAUCAAUAUAAUAGGUUUAUUUUCCCAAUCCACAAACUAAAAAUGUUCAUAGCAAGAUGAAUUGUAGACCAGUAACAUUUGAUGCCUUUAAACAUUUGCUUCUUUUUAAACAAAAACUAAAACCCAGAAGUGAAUUUUUAGGUAAAUUUUUAAAUAAAAAAGAUUGAUUGAGUUUGGUGUGCAAGCUGUUUUAUAAUGAAACCACAAAAUAAAAUCUAAAAUCACUAAAAUGUGCCUAAACUAUCAAAACACACAAUACAGCUAAUGUGUAAAGAUACUGAAUUCUGUUACUUGGAGGAUGAAUAUAGUUAAGAUUUUAAACACAGUAAUAAAUACAUGAUUAAUUCAAAAAUAAAAAAUCUUUCUUUACAGCUGUCUAUCAGAAGGGUCUAAAGCGCUUAUGAAUGUUUUUAGUUUAAUUUAUCAUUAACUUUUUACAAGUUACCAUAUUUGAAGAUUUGCAGCACUCUCAUUUUCAGAAAAUUUCCCAUUAUUCUGAAUAAGAACAGGGAGGUAUUAGAAAGGCAGUUUUCUUUAGAAAACUAAAUCACAUUGAACAUUGUAUUAGAGAAUUAAAAGUUUUUUAUAGAGCAGUGUUUUCCAACAUUUUUAGCACUAGAAUCUUUUUUAAAUGAAAUUUUAUGUGUAAUCCCAAUAUAUAUAGCCUGAAAAGUCCAUCUUAUCAAUAUAAAUCUAUUUUGAGUUCACAUUUAAGUUUAUUCAUUUUGGCUCCUUACUAAGCAUAAUAAGAUUCUGAAUUAUUCCUGAAUAACACAAAUGUAGAGUUAAUACAUGGUUGAUGAAAACAGCACCCAAUUUAUAGCUAUGCCUUUAUUUGUAUAUUACCAAGAAAAUUUUGAUUCAUACAUAUGUCAGCAAAAAUAAUGGGUUUUAAACAUACAUCUCAGGAAAUUCUUUAGUUAGAGAUAGCUAAAUUUAUUCAAGGUCUAUACAAAGAUAAAUUAUCCUGGUAGUGAAAAUUAAUACAUAAGCAGUCUCCAGUGUGUUAAAGUAGGGUAUGUGACAUUUUAGAAUGAGCAUUUUUAUUAAGUUGUAAAAUAUACACAUAUAAAAACUAAAUUUGAAUCAAACCAUUUUACUCACCUCCAAGAAGCUAGACUUUGGCCAGGAGUGGGCUAAAAACCACUGGUUAACCAUGUGACAGUUAUGAUGUUAUAGUUGGAAGUCUUUUUCUUCCACUUUAGAGUUCUUUACCUUAAUUCGUUAUUUUGAAAAAUCGUAAGAUUUUAUGAAGGUUUGAAUACCAAAGCACAGUUCUGCUUUCAAAACUUAAAAUUCAAACUCGAAAAAGCUGUUUAACCCAUGGAAGGUAUCAUUUAGUAAGCUGUACAGAUUUUUUACAUCUACACUUCAGUUUAUACAUCUUUAUCAUUAUCAAUACCAUAUAAGUUACUGUGAGCAUUUUAGAGAAUUCCAUAAAGGUACUAUGAGUGUGUCUGUUUGUGUGUGUGUAUAUAUAGCAUUGUAUUUAAUCAUAGACUAAAUUUAAUUUGAUACAGAAAUAUCACUAUACUUGUACAUUAAGGUCAUAAUUUCUGCUGGACUCUUUUAUAUUUAAUUAAUAGGGAUUACAGUCUUCCUUCAUAAAUGCAUUUAAACCGGAAAUUGAAUACCAGUGUUUUUCUUUUUCUACUUAUGGGAAGUUGUCUACUUCCCCCUUUAGAGAAAACAGUAUUUUUGUAUUUUGUUAAAAUAUUAACUACUUUAUGCCUACUACACACUAUGCUGUAGCUACUGAUUAUAAUUCUUCCGUGUUCACAAACACACCUAGUGCCUCUUUUUUGGCUCGUUAAAAGUGUUGGUGUUAGUACUUUGACUACAGACCCUUUGGCCUUUUAAUAAUGCUGAGGUGAGCUGAUCCUUCCUAUUUCUGUCUUCAGGUCAUUCUGAUAGGUCUUGUCCUCCACUGUCAGGUAAGCAAUCAGGUCCAUGACAGGGAUUAGACAUAUGAACAAAUCAAGUGGAUACACACAGUGAGAAAGAUACACAUUCUAUGAUAACAAUUACUGUCAACACCUGAUGUUACAUACAUAUAUAUGUAUAAUUUUAAAAACAACUAGGAGAUGAAAAGCCAUAGUAUAAAUAAAUACUGUAGACACCAUGGACUUGAUUUGAUAGAAAUCAACUGUUAGGUUAUUGAGAUGGUUGUUUUCAAUCUGUCUAAAUAAUUUAUGCAUUACUACAGUUAAAAAUGAUUUGGUUUGUCUUCUAUAGACUUAAUUUUCUUCCUGUUCAGUAUAAUACCUGUUAACAGAAUUUCAGCAAACUGACUGGUCAAGGUAUUAACAUAGUUUCUACUUCCUUUACCUAAAAAGGUGGUUUUAUGUAAGUUCUUGAUUGCUGAUGAUCAUCCCAAAUUUUGACAACAAAAUCAUAUGUAUAAAUUUAUUUCUCUCCUCUUGCUCAUAAUCUUUGUAAAGGUCCCAUUGUAGAUCUUUUCUCCUACCAAAUAAAACUUUUCAAACAAUUUGGUUUCCAGGCCUUAAAUAGACAAUUUGGACACUAAGAUUGUGAACUAAUAACGACAUAGAAAUUUAUAUUUCCAACCCUUCCUUAGAGUCUUAAUCUGCAUCAAAAACCUAAUUCUGCCAUUAACUGUGCUUCCCAGUCGCACUUCUAUGUGUCACUCAUUUUCUGCAACAAAGAUCUCACUAAGUCAUGUUGAAAUACAAGUCACGAUCCUCUCUAACUAAAGAGGAAAAGCUUCCUGGAGAAACUCUGUUGCCACAUACAAGUUCCCUGUUACUCCUCCAGCCAGCCAGUGCUACCAGCAUUUUAUUGAGUAAAAGUCAAAAUAAACGUAAGCCCACAUGCAACCUUUAUCUUCAGAAACUAGGUUUUAUACGUAAAAUGUGGCUUGGGAAAUGAUUCUGUUUAUUAACUUGCUGAGCUUUUUCAUUUCUAUGUGAGUUUCUAACAUCUCCAGUACUUUGUAAAAUCCUAACAAUUACUGUAAGUCGGCACUUUGGUUCUCUUAGCCCAUCCAGUCCACUUGCAACUCUGUCACUAAAUCAUAUUUGGGAAGUUUGGGUACUGUGAGGUUAUCUUCUUUGAGAUUAUUUUCUUAUAUGUCUGGCACCUUGUAAACCAUGAGACUCCUGGGUAUUUGAAUGUAACUUCUUUGAGGAAGUUACCACCAUCUCUGAUAUAGUCACACUUUUUGAGUUGCAGUUUUUGUUAGAAUUUUAUGGAGAAUAACUUGUCAAUUCUGUGAAUGUUAUUGAGUAUUUAAAAAGCUGAGUCUGUAAUGGGAGGCAUUUUAUUAACUUGUGAUUGGGUAACAUGUCCUCUUAGAUUUCCUGAUUUAAAAUCAUACAAAAUAACUAUUUUUGAUGAAAUAAAGGAACGCCUAGAGAAAA